Molecule: messenger RNA, 1833 nt
Organism: Theileria parva strain Muguga
Lineage: Eukaryota; Apicomplexa; Aconoidasida; Piroplasmida; Theileriidae
Product: Major Facilitator Superfamily protein
Exons: 1
Coding region: 389-1819 (476 amino acids)
Biological process (GO): transmembrane transport
Molecular function (GO): transmembrane transporter activity
Source: RefSeq, a predicted model, not a curated record
UUCUUAAUUUUAAUUUGUAAAAUACUCUAAUAUCAUUAUUUUUAAGUUUAUAUAAAUCUUCUACUAAAAUAAUCUUGGAUUCCACCGUAAAAUAUCAACAAACGCAGUUUUCCCUCUGGGUUUUCAAUAUUAUUUUAAAAUAACAAUUCAGUAAAGAAAAUAUCCAAAUUUGCCAUUGAAUGUUUUCUUAAAAGGAUACAAACGAAGUUUUAAAUAAAGAUAUUAACGUAGCUGUUCAAAUAUAAAUUAAAUAAGUUUUCAGAAUUAAAAAAUAUAAAAAGAAUUACAAAAAUAUAAAAACACAUUUUAAUAAUUUUUAAAUAACAUUAAACAAAAAUAAAAACAAAAUCAAUAGCAUCGUAAAAUAUUUCAAAAAACCUGUGAAAAAAUGACAUUUCUGUUUCGAUUUCGACAUCCCAUAGAGGAGUUCGUCAGAAACGAGGAAGCUCAGAAUGCGAAAACACAAUGCAAGGUGUACGGAACGAACAGGUACUACUUUUUGUUCUUAACAAUGCUUUCGCUGCUUCUGUUUGGAAGGUUCAUGUGGGCGUUUCCGUCCUUCUUUGACAUGUUCGUGAAGAGCGGAGCAUAUGUAUGGUUAUGUAGCGAUCAAGAAGUUGCCAAAUCGUUAACAGAAAAGGUAGUAAAAGCAGCGUGCGAACAACAAACGAUGGCAAUCAACAACGUUUUUUCGUACUUAAUGGCGUCGACAUUUUUUGGAUCAAUAUUCGCAGGCUCGUGUAACAUAGUUAUUGGAGCUAAAUUGACGGCGAUGAUAGGAACAGCAACAAUGUUUAUUGGAAUGUUAUUCAUCAGCUUCUCAAGCGAAAGCUUCAAGUUCUAUGUACCAGGAUCAAUUUUCAUUGGGUUCGGUUUGGAUUUCUUAGUGCUGCCGUGCUUUAACGCAACAUUGCUGUUCCCAAAUCAUGAACUGCUAAUCACCUCACUGUUGGGAGCGUCGAUGUCAGUGGGUAUGUUCAUUCCGAUUCUUAUGAAGCUCGUCAUGUUCAAAACCAAUAUAUCAAUGGCUGUAAAUAUGAUCCCGCUACCAAUAAUGUGUAUGGGUAUUUUCAUAGUAGCAUGCCUCUUCUUUCCGCCGAAAAGGUUUUACAAGCAGUGUGAAAUAGACGAAGCAUUAAGCGCAACAAGCAUCGAAUCACUCAGUGGCGAAAACAAGAAACAGGAAAAAAGAAAGAAAUCCAAGAAGGAGAUCAUUUUGUCAUUAUUCGAUAUUGAGGUAGAUAAAGUUGGCGUUUUGAAGAAAUCGGUUUUCUCACUCCACUUUCUCAUGGUUAACAUCAUCUUCAUAAUAGUAAUGAUAACGGCGUCAUUUUACAUGACAAUCUCAAACAGAAUGAUGACUGAAGAGCAAAGGAAUUAUCUGGCAAUUGGAAUGGGCGCAUCAGUCAUAGUAUGCUUGGCUUUAGCAUCAUUCCUGGACCGAAUGGGAUCAAUGUACAUCAUGUGGUUCGAAACCCUUUUCCUUCUAUUGUCCUAUAUGACGAUAGCAUUUGGCCACAAAUGUACGACAAUCAUUUCAAUUAUUCUCUAUUCAAUUUUCACGUCACAUUUGAACGGACAGGUAUGGCUCUUCGUCGUGGAGACAUUCGACUCCUCAAUUAGCACACUUCUCAUGGGACUACUCAACUUGCUAGCGGGAAUAGUCAUGAUCACUGCUCCGAAGAUUUACGACAGCCUUCUCUCAAAAGGUUACAGUAUGGAUGGCAUUAUGAUAUUCAUGAUAGGUUUGGUGGCAGUUAAAACAGGUGUUCUUGUGUUUUUACACCUAUGCAAGUUGAAAUGGAAUAAGAUAGAAUAAUUUUUUAGAUGUUG